AUUUUCGCCAAACCUAAGGAUCCUGUCACGAAAGAACAACGAACCGACGCCAUUUAUUCUAUUCCUUGCAAUGACUGUGACAACGAAUACAUCGGACAGACCAAACGCCAGUUUGGUACACGGUUAAAAGUGCAUCAAAAAGCGGUUUUUCUUUGCGAAAAGGAAAAUUCAGCUUUAUCGGAGCAUACUUGCCUAACCAACCAUACAAUUGGGUGGGAUAAUUCUAAAAUUAUCACCACUAAUCGGCGUUACCACCAGCGCCUUUGUUUGGAGGCUUGGCAUAUUAACUCCGCCCACGCUCCUUUAAAUCGUGACGAUGGCGGUUUGCUUCCUGACGCCUAUUUACACCUCGUCAGAAAAAAGGCCGCUAAUUAG
Messenger RNA from Pocillopora meandrina, 375 nucleotides. NCBI's taxonomy places the organism in Eukaryota, Metazoa, Cnidaria, Anthozoa, Scleractinia, Pocilloporidae. The record is from the annotation of a GenBank genome assembly.